This is a messenger RNA of Labrus mixtus (cuckoo wrasse), 7144 nucleotides long. RefSeq names its product golgin A4 (gene golga4). The coding region runs from base 143 to 6451 and encodes 2102 amino acids. NCBI's taxonomy places the organism in Eukaryota, Metazoa, Chordata, Actinopteri, Labriformes, Labridae. Gene Ontology annotation, biological process: Golgi vesicle transport. The transcript has 25 exons. The record is from RefSeq and is a predicted model, not a curated record. Gene Ontology annotation, cellular component: Golgi apparatus. Gene Ontology annotation, molecular function: small GTPase binding.
UGUCACCUGCUGGAUAUCCCAACGCGAACAAGGAAGUCUGGCACCGCCGGAUUGGAUGUCGGGCUAAAACGAAAACAAAAAUACAUCUCCGCCGUGUGCUAGUCACCUGCUCGUCGGCUGUUUGCUCCGUCGGCGUGACAAGAUGUUUAAAAAACUGAAGCAGAGGAUAAACGAGGAGCAAUCCCCGCAGAGGAAUGCGCAGUCACCACAGCAGGCCCAGAUGGGCGCAGGCGGUGGAGAACGGCGCAGUAGCCAGACCCCCAGCUUCAAUCAGGAUGGCUCGCCCUUGCCCAGUGACAGAGAGGUGCUGGCCGGGAUGAUAGCAGAGCCCGCUUUUCUCUCUGAGUAUACUAUCUUUGCUCUGGACCAUUCAAAACGACCCAAAACGGCCCAGGUAGCCAGUGUGAGUGCUCCUAAAGGACCAGCUCGAUCGCCCAGAGGAAGCAUCAACGGGGACGGGAGUGCUUCUCCACUUAGAGAGGAGACGCAGUCCUUUGCCCAGAAACUGCAGCUCAAAGUUCCCUCCAUGGAGUCGCUGAUUCGCGGCGGUGCCAGUCGAGCGGAAAACCUCUUCCGCUCUCCCUCCAAAGACAACCUGACCCGGAGCUCGUCGCGCGACUCCCUGACACCUUUGGGAGAGAGCGACUCCCCGGGCGCGCCCACUUAUGACCCUCCGUCGGAUAUCGAGAGCGAGGCCGAGGAGCCGCCGGGAACCGCGGAGACCCUCUCCAAAGAGCAGCUGGUGCACCGUCUGCUCCGAGUGGAGAGGAGUCUGGGGAAGUACAGAGGGAAGUACUCGGAGCUCGUUACUGCGUACCGAACCGUACAGCGAGACAAAGAAAAAACCCAGGUCAUCCUCAGUCAGAGUCAAGACAAAUCUCUGCGCAGGAUAGGAGAGCUGCGGGAGGAGCUGCAAAUGGACCAGCAGGCAAAGAAACACCUGCAGGAGGAGUUUGAUGCUGCCCUGGAGGAAAAAGAUCAGAUGAUCACUGUUCUCCAAACACAGGUUGCUCUGUUGAAGAAAAGAGCGAAGGGGGUCUCUGCUGGGGCGGUGCCACCUGAGGGAGAUGCUGCUCAAUCAGAAGAUUCUUCAGACUCCAGGUCUUCCAUGCAAAGUCCUUCAAAGGAGGACGGAGCAGAUCCUGAAGUUACUGAGGCAGAGGGCAGCAGUGAUCCCACCAAACUCAUGGAGGGGCUGCAGAAGAGAGUGAAGCGGCAGGAGAACCUUCUGCAGAAAUGCAAAGAAGUGAUGCGCACACACAAAGAGCGCAGCGCCCAGCUGGGAACCGAGAACGAAACUCUGCAGGAGCAGCUGCAGGAGAGGCUGCAGGAGCUCGAGAAGACGAAGGAGCUUCACACGACAGAGAAGACGAAGCUGAUCACUCAGCUGCGAGAUGCAAAGAAUCUCAUCGAGCAGCUGGAGCAGGACAAGGGAAUGGUCAUUGCUGAGACAAAGCGACAGAUGCACGAGACUCUGGAAAUGAAAGAGGAGGAGGUGGCACAGCUCCGCUCCAGGCUCCAGCAGACGACCACUCAGAAGGAAGAAAUACAGGAGCAGAAAGAAAGGGCCGAGAAAUCCGCAUUUGAAGAACUUGAGCGGGCGCUGGGUGUAGCUCAGAGGGCGGAGGAGGCCAAAAAACAGCUGCAGGUUCAGCUGGAGGAGCAACUGAGAGAAGUUGAGAGGGCGAGUGAGGAGGAGAGGAAGAGUCUGCAGCAGGAACUCACGCGCGUCAAACAGGAAGUCGUCACCAUCAUGAAGAAAUCAUCCGAGGAAACUGUCGCCAAUCUGGAAAAGUUCCACAGUGAAGCUUUGGCGGCUAAAGAAGAAGAGACGUGCGCCAGAAUCAGCAAAGCCGUGGAACAAUGCAAAGAGGAGUUCGCACAGUUGGGUCAGGAGCGAGAUCAGCAGGCCUCUCUGGCUCUGGAGGAUGUGGAGCUGCAGAAAACGGCUCUGAGGAGUGAAGCCGACAACAAAGUGAAAGACAUACAGCUGGAGCUGGAAGCUGCAAACACUAGAAUAAUGGAGCUCGAGAGCUCGCUGGAGGAGAUCUCACAGGACGGAUCAAGUCAGUCCCGUGAACUUUCCAGUCAGCUGGCCGAGCUGAAGGAAAAACACGAAGAGCAAAUCUCUGCAUUAGAGCGAAAGCACCAGGAGCAGCUGGAAAAGCACAAGGGCGCCCUGACCCAGCAGCAACAUAACGCGGACCUUGAGGAGCUGAAGGAAAAACACAGAGCUGAAGUGGAGACCCUUCUGAAAGAUAAAGAACUGCAGUUCCAAGCACACGUCCAGGACAUGAAUCAGAAAACUUUAGAGAAGCUGGAGGCAGAGCAGGCAGAGCUGGAGGCAGUUUCCGCUGAACUUUCUGAGGCUCUGAAGAGUAAACAACUUCUCGAGGAGAGAUUGGUGGCAGCUGAAGAUUCUCACAGCUUAGCGCAACAGGAGCAUGAGAAGAGGCUUCAAGAUCUGGAGGCAAAGCACAAUUUACAGCUUUCACAUAUUAAACAGGAACACGAGCAGUCACUGGGAGGUGUGGAGAAAACUCUGAAGGAGGAACUCAAUGCAAUUAAGAUUGUUGUGAGGGAAAAGCAAAAGGAGAAUGAAGAUCUGAUCCUGAGAGAAAAACUACUACAAGAGGAAUCAAAUUCUGCUGUGCAAGAAUUAAAUGUCAAAGUUAAGCAAUUAGAGGAGCUGCAGCAGCGUUUAUCACAAUCCCAGCUGGAUGACGAGAGCUUCAAGGAAGCUAACUCGCAGCUGAGUAAGAUGUCCGAGGAGCUUGAUCGGUGUAAGAAGGAAUUGACGGAUGUGGGGCGUCUGUUGGAAGAGGCAAAGAGUGAUUGUCAACAAAAAGAGAAGUCGCUUCAAGAACUGGAGCAGCAGUUGCAACAGAGCAAGAAUGAGCUCUCGGAACAGGAGAAGACUUUCACUGCCGACCUGAACGCCAAGCGAGAGGAGCAAACGCGCCUCCAGAAACAGCUGGAGGACGAGAAAGCUGCCCACGAGAAGAAGUUGAAAAACACUGUGACAGAGAUGGAAUCCAAGCUGAAAUCACAGGAGACAAAAAUGGAAAAGUUCAAGCAGAAGGCCAAAGACAUGCACGAGAAUUUUAAGAAAAAGCUGCAACAGAAUGAAGAGACCCUGAAGAAGGAGAUCGCAAAGAAGGACAAGGAGCUUCAGAAGAAAGAGCAGCAGGUUCAGGAGAAGCUCGUGGAGAUGUCUCAAAGCUCCCAGGGCCUCAGCAGUGCGAUGUCGGAGCUGCAGGCAAACCACAAGGAAGAACUGGAGAAGCUUCACGACGCCCAUAAGCAUGAGAUGGAAGAGCUGGAGCAUCGCUGGCAGGAGAAGUUAGGACAACAGGAGGAGGAAUUAACAGAGAAACACUCGCAACUUCUGCAGGACAAAGCUCAAGAGGUGGAGGACAUUUCUCAGCGACUGAACAGAAGCAAAGAGGAGAACGAGCAGGUGUUGUGUGAUAUCAAACUUUUGAAGGAGGAGCUGUCGAUCAGAGAAACCACGGUGCAGAAGCUGCAGGAGGAGCUCAACGGAGCGGCGGUUAAGCUUGAAAGUUUGUCUCAGGGCGAAGCGAUGCUCAAGGAGCAACUGGAGUCUGUGGAGAGGAACCUGAACCAGGCUCUGAACGAGAGAAACUCCCUCCAAGACGUGCUGAACACGACAAGGGAGGAGAGCAGAGAGAAGUUAAAGACCUUGUCGGAGAAGCUGGAGGAAACGGAGAGGCAGCUUGAGGCGGCGGAAGGCUCUAAAUGUAAGGAAAGCGAGGACCUGCAGAGGAAAUUCAAGGAAACUGCCGGUCAACUGCAAGCCAAGGAGGCGGAGUUUCAGCAGCAGCUAAUCAUGAUGAGAAACCAAAUGGAGCAUCACUGUAAGGAGGUUCAGUCUAAGGUGGAUUUUGGAUCGGAUGAACUGUGUCAGAGGGUUGAAUGUAGGAUGAAUGAGCUGAAAGAUAAACUGAUCUGUAAUCAGAAGAAGGUAGGGCAUCUAAAAAACACUAUCCUCAUGAAAACAGACAGAAUUUGCACUUUAGAGGAGAAUCUCCGGCAGCAGACGGAGCAGAAUAAGAAUCUAUGCAUUUCUUUAGAGCAGGCGACGGCUCAGGUAAACGCUCACGCCGAGCAAAUCAAAGCCUUAACGCAGGAGAAGGAGGAUCUCUCUCAGUCUAUCAGUGAGAAAGUUCUGAAGCUUGAGGAGCUGAGUGAAGCAAACAGCAUCAUGUCCAAAAGUAUGAAAACAAACGAGGCCGAUGUCAGCAACUUAGAGAGCAUCAUCGGCGACUUGAAAAAUCAGCUAGCAAGUAGCAUAGCAGAGAAGGAGGAAGCCAUAAACAAGCUGAACCAGCAGUAUCAGGAGGAGAGGCGACAAACGAAAGAGACGAUGGAGAGAUUGGAGCAGGAGAGAAAGUCCGCUUUGGAGGAGGCAGAUGCUCUCAGAAAGAGCGAAAACGCUGUCAGGUCUCUGCAGAUCAGGAUCGACGAGCUGGAGCGAGAAGUCUCCGCGAAAGACGACGCUCUGCAAAGGCUGAGAGCCAAUAUUGACAAUCAGUCCAUCAGCAAGUCUGAGAUGGACCAGGUGUUGAGCGAGAAGGAGCAGAAGGUGAGCGGACUCACCUCGGAGCUGGAGGGUUGCAUCAGUCGACUCGGCGAGCUUCAGGAGCAGAUAGCCUUAAAGACGAAGGAGUGCGAGCAACUCACAGCCGACCUCAAACAGCAACACAGCAUCAGGGAGAACGAGAAGCGAGAGUUGGUGGAGCAGCUGCAGCAGAGCCGGCAGCAGUGCACGCAGAGCGGCGAUCUGGAGCAGGAGAUGGUAGAAAAACUGCACUCCCUCGAGGAAGACAACCAAAAGUGUAAGCACAAGCUCGAAAGUCAGAGGGAGGAAUUUGAGAAGGCGAAAGACGAGAUCCUGAAGAGCAAAGAGGAGAGUCUGAAGGAAACCGAGGAGAGGUUAUCCGCAGAGAGCGCUCGGAAAGUGUCGGAGCUGAAGAAGAAAGCCGAGCAGAAAAUCGGUCAGAUUAAAAAACAGCUGACGUCGCAGCUGGAGGAAAAAGAGCAGUCGAUCAAGGCUCUUCAGACCGUCCUGGAGGAACUCAAGAGCAAUGAAACUUCAGGAAAACAAACAUUAGAAGAGAAAACGAAAGCAUUCGAGGACACUCUCGUCAAGCUGCAGGAAGAGCAGGAGAAACAAAUCGAACAGAUUGUGAGUAAAGAGCGGCUCGAGAGGGAAAAGUCUUUAGAGGAGCUGAAAAGAGAAUACGAAGGGAAGUUGUCGACACUUCAGAGGGAUGCAGCGCAGCGAGGGGAGCUCAAAGAAACAGAAGAAGCGCUGCAAAACAUCCAGGCGAAACUUAAAGAAGCCGAGGAGCAGAACGGAAACCUUCUGGCAGAAAUAAAUCGUCUGAAAGAAGAAAUCGGCGAGAAGGACGCCCAGAUCGAUCAGCAUCAGGCGGCCAUCAAGCUGGUCCAAAAUUCAUCGGAAAGUGAGAUGAUAGUGGAACACAACAGCAUACAGCAAACCCGGAGCUCGAUGGAAAACCACUCCAUGAUGCAUGAAGAAGUGGACGGAGAUGCUCUGGAGACCCUGAAGAACAAUCUGAGUCAGGUGAAGAACGAGAAAGAUAAAAUCCAGAAGGACUUCACCAGGCUGCAGAAAGACAUACGAUCUCUGAGGAAGGAGCACGAGCAGGACCUGGAGCACAUGAAGAAGGAGCUGUUGGAGGAGAACGAGAAGAGGAUGAAACUGGAGUUGGAAGAUGUGGAAAUGAAGCACAAUUCUGCUCUCAAGCAGUUAAUGAGGGAGUUUAACACCCAAAUGGCCUUGAAGGAGAAGGAGCUUGACACAGGAGUGAAGGAGACUAUCGCCAAAGCCCAGAGUGUGGAAGCAGAGCUCCUCAGCAUCCACCGUGAAGAAGCGAGUCAGCUGAAGAAGCUGAUCACCCAGAAGGAGGAUGAUUUGCACAGAACUGUUCAGAAAUAUGAACAGGUUUUACAGAGUCGAGAGGAGGAGAUGGGAGACCGAGUGUGGCAGGUCCAGAAAGAACUGGAGGAGCUGCAAGGAAAGUGCCAGGGCACUACUGAGAUGACCUCAGAAGAACUCCAGGCUCAGCUGGCCGAGAAGACGACUCUGCUGAGCGAGGCUCGGCUGAAGGAGCAGGGCUUUGUGGAGAGAAUUCACUCGCUUGAGGACAAGAUUAAAUGUUUCCACCGGAGCACCGUUGUAACUCAUCUGGGGAGCACUUUCAAAGAUCCUGGAUUCACUGACGCACUCUCUGAAGCCACAGAGAUUGAGUACCUGAGGAAGGUGCUGUUUGAAUACAUGAUGGGACGGGAAACCAAAACGAUGGCCAAAGUGCUCACCUCCAUGCUCAAGUUUCCUCCGGACCAGGCGCAGAAGGUUUUGGAGAAAGAAGACUCAAAAACAUCUCCGUGGUUGAGUGUCUGAAUAAUUCGGGUAUAUUUGGGAUGAAAAUCUGCUGCUGCUGCUGCUGCUACUGCUGCUGAAGGGGACGACUGCCAUGGACUCAUUUAGCCCUUCUCUUUGCAUUUAUUGUCAUUUUAUGCGUGUGUUUGUGUGUGUGUAAGGGAGCGUGUGUGAGUGUUUGAGCACCAAUGGGGGCAUAAGAGUGGUGUGUGUGUGUGUGUGUGACUUUAUCUAAACAGGUAUGAGGGACAUAGACAAAAUGCCAGAAACAUAAAUCUUCCAUGAAUCGUUUGUUAAUUUAUAAGUUUUAGAUUAAGUUACUUUUUUUUAAAUUUUAGACGUCGUCGUCAUGGAUACGGAUUGGCUUUGUGCAAUAAAUGAUCUCACUUAUCACGUGUUGUUGAGGCUGACAGGUCAGUUGAUUUGUAGGUUUGUGUUGUUGUUGUUGUUGUUGUCGUCUGAAUCACUUCCUGUGUGAAACUGUAAACGACCCUUUAACUGUGCACUCGCACCACGUUGACUCGGACCGGCCUCGGGACCUCGUCUGUGUACCACAGCUUUUCUAUGCUUUAUAUUGGUCACAUAGAAACACUAAAAAAAAACAGAAAGAAAUACACAAAUUGUAAAUUGUAUUCUGGUGAUUAAACUGUACUAUAAGGCACUAUACUGUAUGACUACGUUUUCAGAAUAACAGAUUAAAUCCUAUUUACAGAA